Molecule: messenger RNA, 3522 nt
Organism: Lampris incognitus (smalleye Pacific opah)
Lineage: Eukaryota; Metazoa; Chordata; Actinopteri; Lampriformes; Lampridae
Product: afadin-like
Exons: 21
Coding region: 1-3522 (1173 amino acids)
Biological process (GO): signal transduction; regulation of protein localization
Cellular component (GO): adherens junction
Molecular function (GO): cell adhesion molecule binding
Source: RefSeq, a predicted model, not a curated record
AUGCCCUCGGAAGAAGCACGGGAGCGCUUGGCACUUGUCAUCCAGCAGUGGAACAACAAGCGGCUGGAUUUGUUUGAAAUAAGUCAACCUGACGAGAACCUGGAGUUUCACGGCGUUGUGCGUUUCUACCUGGAGGACCACAUCGUGGGCAAUGUUGCCACCAAGUGUCUGCGUGUCUCCAGCAGCUGCUCCACCCGUGAAGUCAUCGAGACGCUGUCAGAGAAAUUCAGGCCCGACAUGAAGAUGUUGACCACUUGCUAUUCCCUCUAUGAAAUCCACAGUAGGGAGGAGCGCCGACUGGAACUGGAUGACAAACCUCUGGUUGUACAGUUAAACUGGAGUGCAGACAACAGGGAGGGGCGAUUCGUCCUAAAGAAAGACGAGGAGAGUUUGGAGGAAAGCUGUCAUGAGAAGAAGGAAAAGGGAAGUAUGAUGCAAAACUUCAAGCGGACCCUGUCGAGAAAGGAAAAGAAGAAGGAGAAGAAUAAAACUAAGGCUACUGGCCAGACCGCGGAGGAUGGGAACCAGUCAACUGACAAACCGCCGAACAACAACACGGCUCAUGUCUGUUCCCGCCCGAUGAAGAAGAGUGACCACGGGCGUGCAGAAAACAAAGAGCAAGAACGAAGGCAGUCUGAUCCGGGAGUUCUGCACAUGCGCAGCCUUCAGCCUAUUUCCUUGAAUCAACCUGGACUCCCAGUUGAGAUUAAAUUCUGCGAAAACUCAGAGGAUUCCUUCUUGUCCGCCGUCAUAAACUACACCAACAGCUCCACGGUUCAUUUCAAGCUGUCCCCUGCCUACGUCCUCUAUGCAGCAGGACGCUUCGCUUUCCAACGCGAUCAAGGCCAAAGUCCCGGCAUCUCGGGGCGGACACAUAGAGUGACAUCUAUGAGCAACAAAAUGGUGGCAAUGACCCAAAAGGUGGUCGAGAAGCAGCAGACCAGCGCUGGUGGUCUCGCCUUCUGGAUGGCCAACUCCUCCGAGCUCCUAAACUUCAUCAAGAAUGACAAGGACCUGGGCCCUCUCACACAGCAAGCUCAGGUGGACCUCUCUCACCUUGUCCACAAGUCUUACAGGUGCCUGACUCAGUGUCUGCAGAAUGAACUUACAAAACAUCUGCCAACAUUUCUGAUUGAUCCAGAGAAACACGGUCCACUGCCUACUGGUAUAGAGAUGGUGCUGAACACCUUGAUGAACGCCAUGUCUCUGCUGCGGCGCUGUCGGGUCAAUCCCGCCCUCACCAUCCAGCUGUUCUCCCAGCUCUUCCACUUCCUCAGCGCCUGGCUCUUCAACCAGCUGAUGGGGUCGGAGGCUGGGGCCCUGGGCCUGCGCUCCCACUACUGGGGGGCCGCCCUGAGACAGAGGCUGAGCGGGAUAGAGGCCUGGGCAGAGAGACAGGGACUGGAACUGGCUGCCGACUGUCACCUGGGACACAUACUCCAGGCGACUGCACUGCUGACCAUGAGCAAGUACUCCAUUCACGACACCAAAGACGUUCAGAGUACCUGCUUCAGACUCAACUCCCAGCAGCUCAACACAUUACUGACCGGAUACGUCCGUGCAGCCGAUGAGCCCACCAUACCUGCUGGUUUGAUCGACAGCGUAUUGGCAACAGCAGAGACCACGGCAGACAACCUGGUCCGCAGCGAUGGACGUGAUGUCCAAGCGGAGGAGAGCCUGGAACUCCGUCUGCCCUUCCUGCUCCCAGAGGGAGGAUACUCCUGUGAUGCUGUGAAGGGAAUCCCGCCGGGAUUUUGUGAAUUCUUGGAGCCAAUUUGUUGGCUCUGCACCUUAAAAACCUGGCCCAACUUGAGAGCAAACUGGACGGCGUUCUUCGGUGAAGGAGCAUGCAGAGAGCCAGACCUCGUGACUAUCACACUGAAGAAACCCUUGAACAGUGGGAUGGGAAUCAGCAUCGUGGCUGCCAAGGGAGCGGGACAAGAUGAACUUGGGAUUUAUGUCAAAUCUGUUGUCAAGGGAGGACCAGCUGCAAUUGAUGGGAGGUUGAAUGCUGGGGACCAGUUGCUGAGUGUGGAUGGUCAGAGCCUCGUGGGUCUCAAUCAAGAAAGGGCGGCAGGCAUCAUAAUGCGAACUGGACCAGUUGUGACCCUACAGGUGGCGAUGCUCGGCGCAUCCUACUAUGGCCUUGAGGCCUUGCUAAGUGAGCCAAAUUCUGUCAUGGAUCCAGGUAUAAACAGAGGGACAAAUCAAUCCCUGAGUUCUCAGCAACAUCCACCCACACGAUCCUACUGGAGGAAACUAAAUGGAGAGCGUGGUGAUGGCCCCCGACGUACUAAACCUAAUGAUGAAGCGCUCCUGAUUCACCAGGAUGUGGGUCACAUCACGGCUGAACAGUGGGACGACAACCACAGGGCCGACCGGAGACAGCUGAUGCAACGAAACAGACAGCUUUACCGGUCCAACCCAAACAUGACUGACUCCGUCGGUGAUGACCAGGGACAACCCGUUGACCUGGUUUUCAGAGGAAGCCGAACCUCCGCUGUCUCCACCAUCAACCUCUGCACUGAUCGUCAAGCCCUUUCACAGGAAAACCUGUGCGUGGACAAACAACAUCAUGUAUGGGAGCAGCGGGAUCAGAGUGUGAAGCAGGCAAUGAGCCGUUAUUCUUCUUUCCCUAUGCGGCCAAGUGCCUCGAGUCACGACGUCCUUUCCGAUUCCAGUUCCCCAACGGUACACUGGCAGGCUGGCUGCAAAAGUGGCGCUGGUUUGUGGAGAAACCCUCUCUCACAGACUAAAACGCCGACACCCUCGACCCAGCCAAUACGCAUUGACAUUCCCAUAGCGAGGCCAGGCUUGACCCAGUUGAAUCCUCCGCUCGCCACCUUCCAGCCAAAUUCCUCUUUGCUGGCAGUGAAAUUGAGCCAGAACCUUAAAGGAAAUGGACAAACACCCGAAGGCAGACAAAAACAGAGUUCUCCACUCCAUACUGGUCGUACUUACACGUGUCCCGCCUCAACAACUAAGACAGGUCAGCUACCUCAGACCUCAGUUUUGCCUCAGCAGCAAAGACCAAUCAUAAGACGAGAGGCAGCAAAGCCGCAGGUGAGCAUCACUCCGGCCAAACAAGUGUCCUUCCAAAAACUACCGACUCAGGGGCAGCCAGCUGCUGGUGCCACACAACCGAAAGACUCUCGGUAUUUCACCAUGAGCAAGGAUUUGUCUGACGCCAGUGGCCUGUUGAUGGAUCCGUGGCGGAGAGAUGCCCGGGAGAAGUUGGAGAAGCAGCAGAGGCUACAGGAAGUGGAACUUCUGGAACAGGAAGUACAGGAGCUUCAGGCUAAAGUCAGUCGCACGGCGGAGGAGAACGACAGACUACGCAAGCUCCGCCUGGAGUGGCAGUUUCAGAAGAGACUGCAGGAGAUCCAACAGAAAGGAGGUGAUGAUGAAGAUGAUGAUGACGACGAUGAUAUGGACAUGAUGAUCACAAUACAGCAAUUGGAUCAGAGAGCACAGGUGAACGCCGUCUCAGACAUUGACAUUUGUCCUGUGAACAUGCAGUAA